Molecule: messenger RNA, 7541 nt
Organism: Ochotona princeps (American pika)
Lineage: Eukaryota; Metazoa; Chordata; Mammalia; Lagomorpha; Ochotonidae
Gene: TCF20
Product: transcription factor 20
Exons: 6
Coding region: 356-6280 (1974 amino acids)
Biological process (GO): regulation of transcription by RNA polymerase II
Cellular component (GO): nucleus
Source: RefSeq, a predicted model, not a curated record
UUAUUUCCUGUGUGUUGGGAGAAUGGAGAGAAAAAACCCCGAGCCGAGCCGCCUUCGGCCCCUACCAGGCGGCCACGGCCUCCGCCGGGGGAGCCCGCCCUGAGGCGCGCCGGGCCGCCGAGCGAACGAGCGAGCGCGCGGGCGGGAGCGAGCCUCGAGGGGCCGCGGCCCCGGCCCGCCCCGCCGCCGGCUGGGGCGUCCGAGCUGGAGGCGGCGGAGGCACCCCCACCCCCACCCCGCGCAACGCCGCCCGCCGCCGCCGCUCCCUCCCCUCCUGCCCCGGGCGGAGGGCGAGGGACGGGGCGAGGGGCUCCCGCAGGAGGGCUGCUGGCCCGCUGCUGUACUGCUGAACAGUAUGCAGUCCUUCCGGGAGCAAAGCAGUUACCACGGAAACCAGCAGAGCUACCCACAGGAGGUACACGGCUCGUCCCGGAUAGAAGAGUUCAGUCCUCGCCAGGCCCAGAUGUUCCAGAAUUUUGGAGGUGCAGGUGGUGGUAGUAGUGGCAGUGGCAGUGGUGGUGGCCGUCGAGGAACAGCAGCAGCUGCUGCCGCAAUGGCUAGUGAGACCUCUGGCCAUCAAGGCUACCAGGGCUUUAGGAAAGAAGCUGGCGAGUUUUACUACAUGGCAGGCAACAAAGAGCCUGUGGCAACGGGAACCCCGCAGCCGCCUCAGCGAAGGCCUUCUGGGCCUGUGCAGAGCUACGGUCCGCCCCAGGGGAGCAGCUUUGGCAACCAGUAUGGGAGCGAGGGUCAUGUGGGCCAGUUUCAAGCCCAGCACUCCGCCCUUGGUGGUGUGUCUCAUUAUCAGCAGGAUUACACAGGGCCGUUUUCUCCAGGGAGUGCUCAGUACCAGCAGCAGGCUUCCAGCCAGCAGCAGCAGCAGCAACAGCAGCAGCAGCAGCAAGUACAGCAGUUGAGACAGCAGCUUUACCAGUCGCAUCAGCCUCUGCCUCAAGCCUCCGGCCAGCCGCCGUCCAACUCAUCCCACCUGCAGCCCAUGCAGCGGCCCUCCACUCUGCCGUCCUCUGCUGCUGGUUACCAGUUAAGAGUGGGUCAGUUUGGCCAGCACUACCAGUCCUCUGUCUCCUCCACCUCCUCCUCCUCCUUUCCUUCACCGCAGCGUUUCAGCCAGUCUGGACAGAGCUAUGAUGGCAGUUACAGUGUGAAUGCUGGGUCUCAGUACGAAGGACAUAAUGUGGGGUCUAAUGCACAGGCUUAUGGAACACAGUCAAAUUACAGCUAUCAGCCUCAAUCCAUGAAAAAUUUUGAACAGACCAAGAUUCCACCAGGGGCCCAGCAGGGGCAGCAGCAGCAGCAGCAGCAGCAACAGCAGCAGCAGCAGCAGCAACAGCAGCAGCAGCAACAGCAGCAGCAGCAGCACCCAGCUCAGCAUGUGAUGCAGUACACCAACACUGCCGCCAAGCUGCCUCUACAAAGCCAGGUGGGGCAGUAUAGCCAGCCUGAGGUUCCUGUGAGGUCCCCCAUGCAGUUCCACCAGAACUUCAGCCCUAUUUCCAACCCUUCUCCAGCUGCCUCGGUGGUCCAGUCUCCAAGCUGCAGCUCUACCCCAUCACCUCUCAUGCAGAGCGGAGAGAAUCUCCAGUGUGGGCAAGGCAGUGUGCCCAUGGGUUCCAGAAACAGAAUUCUACAGUUAAUGCCUCAGCUCAGUCCAACCCCAUCCAUGAUGCCCAGUCCCAAUUCUCAUGCUGCAGGCCUGAAAGGGUUUGGCCUGGAAGGUGUCCCGGAAAAACGCCUCACAGACCCAGGGCUGAGUAGUCUGAGUGCUCUGAGUACUCAAGUGGCCAAUCUUCCUAACACUGUCCAGCACAUGUUGCUCUCAGAUGCCCUGACUCCUCAGAAGAAGACUUCCAAGAGGCCCUCCUCGUCUUCUAAGAAAGCAGAUAGUUGCGCGAAUUCUGAGGGCUCCUCACAGCCUGAAGAACAGUUGAAGUCUCCGUUAGCGGAGUCAUUGGAUGGAGGCUGUUCCAGCAGCUCAGAAGAUCAAGGCGAGAGAGUGAGGCAGCUGAGCGGCCAGAGCACCAGUUCUGACACCACUUACAAGGGAGGCACCUCGGAGAAGGCCGGUGCCUCCCCUGCACAGGGGGCUCAAAGUGAAGCCCCCAGACUCAGUGCCAGUCCUGCAGCCAGAGACGAGGCCACCUCACCGGGUGCCAAGGACAAUGCUGUGUCCUCUGAGGGGAACCCAAAAGUCAAUGAGAAGACAGUUGGGGUAAUUGUCUCCCGGGAAACCAUGACAAGUCGAGUCGAAAAGCCUGGUGGACAAGAGAAAGGCUGCUCCCAGGAGGAUGAUCCCGCAGGCACGCAGAGGCCUCCAAGCAAUGGUGGGGCCAAGGAAGGCAGCCUCGCCCCUCUCCCGCAGCCAGAUCCUCCAGGAGGCGGGAGCAAAGGGAGCAAGAAUGGAGACAGCAGCUCCAACCACAAUGGAGAAGGCAGUGUCCAGGCUGGCCACACUGCAGUGGGGCCUGCAUUUACAAGCAGGACUGAGCCUAGCAAGUCUCCUGGAAGUGUACGCUACAGUUACAAAGACAGUUUUGGGUCUGCCGUGCCACGAAACGUCAGCAGCUUCCCUCAAUAUCCUACAGGGCAAGAAAAGGGAGAUUUCACUGGCCACGGGGAGCGGAAGGGUAGAAAUGAGAAGUUCCCUAGCCUUCUGCAGGAAGUCCUGCAGGGUUAUCACCACCACCCGGACAGGAGAUACUCUAGGAGUGCUCAGGAGCACCAGGGGAUGGCUGCUGGGCUGGAAGGAGCCUCGCGGCCCAAUGUCUUAGUCAGUCAGACCAAUGAAUUAGCUAGCAGGGGUCUUCUGAACAAAAGCAUUGGAUCCCUAUUAGAAAAUCCCCACUGGGGCCCCUGGGAAAGGAAAUCUGGCAGCACAGCUCCCGAACUGAAGCAGAUCAAUUUGGCUGACUAUCCAAUUCCCAGGAAGUUUGAAAUAGAGCCUCAGUCGUCAGCUCAUGAGCCCGGGGGCUCGCUCUCUGAAAGAAGAUCAGUGAUCUGUGACAUUUCUCCACUAAGACAGAUUGUCAGGGACCCGGGGGCUCACUCCCUGGGACACAUGGGUGCCGACACCAGAAUCGGGAGAAAUGAACGUCUGAACCCAAACUUAAGUCAGUCCGUCAUUCUUCCAGGUGGGUUGGUGUCCAUGGAAGCAAAGCUGAAAUCCCAGAGUGGGCAGAUAAAAGAAGAAGACUUUGAACAAUCCAAAUCCCAAGCUAGUUUCAACAACAAGAAGUCUGGAGACCACUGCCAUCCUAGCAGCCUCAAGCAUGAGUCUUUCCGUGGGAAUGCCAGCCCAGGGGCAGCGGCCCAUGAUUCCCUUUCAGACUACUGCCCGCAGGACAGCAGGCCCACACCAAUGCGCCGGGUCCCCGGCAGGGCUGGUGGCCGGGAAAGCAUGAGGGGUCGGUCUCCUUCUCAGUAUCAUGACUUUGCAGAAAAACUGAAGAUGUCUCCUGGGCGAAGCAGAGGUCCCGGGGGAGACCCUCAUCACAUGGGCCCACACAUGGCCUUCUCAGAGCGGGCCAACAGGAGUUCUCUGCAUGCUCCGUUUGCUCCCAAUUCAGAAAGCCUGGCCUCUGCCUAUCACGUCAACACUCGGGCCCACGCCUACGGAGAGCCCGGGGGGGGUCUGAACUCGCAGCUCCAUUACAAGAGGCAAAUGUACCAGCAGCAACAGGAGGAGUACAAGGACUGGAGCAGCAGCUCUGCUCAGGGCGUGAUUGCUGCAGCCCAGCAUCGGCAAGAGGGCCCGCGCAAGAGCCCGAGGCAGCAGCAGUUCCUUGACCGGGUGCGGAGCCCUCUGAAAAACGACAAGGAUGGCAUGAUGUACGGCCCCCCCGUAGGCACUUACCACGACACCGGCGCCCAGGAGGCCGGACGCUGCCUCCUGGCUGGGGAUGGUCUGCCCAACAAGGGCCUGGACUUGAAGCACGGUUCCCAGAAGUUACAGCAAGAGUCUUGCUGGGAUCUUUCUCGGCAGACCUCUCCAGCCAAAAGCAGUGGUCCUCCAGGAUUGUCCAACCAAAAACGGUAUGGGCCGCCUCAUGAGACUGAUGGGCACGGACUGGCUGAAUCUGCCCAGCCAUCCAAACCUGGCAACAUGAUGCUACGGCUUCCAGGUCAGGAGGAUCAUUCCUCCCAAAACCCCUUAAUUAUGAGAAGACGGGUCCGUUCCUUUAUCUCUCCCAUUCCCAGUAAGAGACAGUCCCAAGACGUAAGGAAUAGUGGCGCUGAAGAUAAAGGGCGCCUCCUUCACCCCCCAAGAGAAGGUGCUGACAAGGCAUUCAAUUCCUACGCCCAUCUUCCCCAUAGCCAGGACAUCAAGUCCAUCCCCAAGAGAGAUUCCAAGGACCUUCCGAGUCCAGAGAAUAGGAACUGCCCUGCCGUUACCCUCACAAGCCCUGCCAAAACCAAAAUAUUGCCCCCGCGGAAAGGCCGGGGGUUGAAAUUGGAAGCUAUUGUUCAGAAGAUCACGUCCCCCAACAUUCGGAGGAGUGCGUCCUCCAACAGUGCCGAGGCCGGGGGCGAUGCAGUCACACUCGAUGACAUCCUGUCCCUGAAGAGCGGGCCCUCCGAAGGCGGGAGUGUGGCCAUCCCGGACGCUGAGCUGGAGAAGAGGAAAGGCGAGGUGGUGUCUGAGCUGGUGAGCCCAGCACACCAGGACCUGAGCGUCGAGAAGCCUCUGGCACGGGCUGCAGAAGACUGGCGUGGCAGUGGUGACGACAAAGUGAAGACAGAGACACGGCCCGAGACAGUUCCUGCUGGGAAAGAAGCCCCUGGUGCCAUGACCUCCGUGACCUCACAGAAGCCUGGGAGUAACCAAGGGAGACCAGAGGCUCCCCUGGGUGGAUCUGCACCUUUAAUCUUUGCUGACUCUAAGAAUGUACCCCCAGGGGGCAUCCUGGCCCCUGAGACAAACCCCAAGGCAGAAGAGAAAGAGAAUGAGGCAAUGAUCUCCCCCAAACAGGAGAGCUUCCCUCCAAAGGGAUACUUCCCUUCGGGAAAAAAGAAGGGGCGACCCAUUGGUAGUGUGAACAAGCAGAAGAAGCAGCCGCCGCCGCUGCCUCCGCCUCCGCCGCCGGUCCCAGAGGGUGCUGCGGAUGGAGAGCCAAAGCCAAAAAAGCAGCGGCAGCGGCGGGAGAGGAGGAAGCCCGGGGCCCAGCCCCGGAAGCGCAAGACCAAGCAGGCCGUGCCCAUCGUGGAGCCCCAGGAACCCGAGAUCAAACUCAAGUAUGCCACCCAGCCGCUGGACAAAACCGAUGCCAAGAACAAGUCCUUCUUCCCUUAUAUCCACGUUGUGAAUAAGUGUGAGCUCGGAGCUGUUUGUACAAUCAUCAAUGCUGAGGAAGAGGAGCAAACCAAAUUGGUGAGGGGUCGCAAGGGCCAGAGGUCACUGACCCCGCCACCCAGCAGCACUGAGAGCAAGGUGCUCCCAGCCUCUUCCUUCAUGUUGCAGGGGCCUGUUGUGACAGAGUCUGCUGUGAUGGGGCACCUGGUGUGCUGUCUUUGUGGGAAGUGGGCCAGUUACCGGAACAUGGGUGACCUCUUUGGACCUUUUUACCCACAAGAUUAUGCAGCCACUCUCCCGAAGAAUCCGCCCCCUAAGAGGGCCGCGGAAAUGCAGAGCAAAGUGAAGGUACGGCACAAAAGCGCCUCGAAUGGCUCCAAGACGGACACGGAGGAGGAGGAGGAGCAGCAGAAGGAGCAGAGGAGCCUGGCUGCGCACCCCAGGUUUAAGCGGCGCCACCGCUCGGAGGACUGUGGCGGGGGCCCUCGCUCUCUGUCCCGGGGGCUUCCUUGUAAAAAGGCUGCUGCAGAGGGCAGCAGCGAAAAGACUGUUUUGGACUCAAAGCCCUCCGUGCCCACCACUUCGGAAGGUGGCCCCGAGCUGGAGUUACAAAUCCCUGAACUACCUCUUGACAGCAAUGAAUUCUGGGUCCACGAGGGUUGUAUUCUCUGGGCAAAUGGCAUCUACCUGGUCUGCGGCAGGCUCUACGGCCUGCAGGAAGCGCUGGAAAUAGCCAGAGAGAUGAAAUGUUCUCGCUGCCAGGAGGCAGGUGCCACCUUGGGCUGCUACAACAAAGGCUGCUCCUUCCGCUACCAUUACCCAUGUGCCGUUGACGCAGAUUGUUUGCUACACGAGGAGAACUUCUCGGUGAGGUGCCCCAAGCACAAGCCUCCCCUCCCGUGCCCUCUGCCCCCCUUGCAGAACAAGACCGCGAAAGGGAGCCUCAGCACAGAGCAGUCGGAGCGGGGGUGAGGGGGGCAGUGUGCUCGUGGGAAUGGAAAGGACAGCAAGCACAGGUGAGACUGUGGAGAUGAGAAGGUGGUGGAUGCUUGAGAUGGAUUGGAAAUCUUCCUACUGUGCAGCCACACCCCACCCCGCCUGCCCCGAUGUGCCUGCCCAUGCCAACACUUCCUUCCUAAGUUCUCAUAUCACACUCAAACCAGUGGCACCGCAGGAAAGACCCAAGAUGUUGGAAUGGCUGUUUCCAUGGACACAAUCUCCAUAGUGACAGUGUGGGGGGAGGGGGGUGGGGGGUGAUGGGGAAGGGGGGACUUAAAAGGGAGCGAUAAAAAAUAUAUAUAUAUAAAUCUAUUUUUAGUCUGGAAAGACUUUGUUUAAAUGAAAGGUGCGCUAUCCCUUUUCAUUCUAUUUUAAAAUUAUCUAGCUAAAAACUCCAAAUUUGCUCCAAUGACAGUGAAAUUUAAAUGUGAAAUUGAACUGAACCGACUCUCAUCUCAUGCAGUGCGGGAGGUGUGUGGCUUUGUUCCUAACCUGUCCCACCCCGUGCGGAGAGCACCAGCCCCAGCUGGAAGGGCAGACCAACUACACCACAACUACCCGUUUCCUGUCAUUUGUCUCAAAGUGGGAAGGUUUGGGGGGAGGUGGGGGAAGGAGGGAUGGUCCAUGUUUUCAAGAAUGGGGAAAUGAUGCUUAAACACAAAAAUAAAUUUUUUUCAUUUCCAGAAACACUAUUUAUUUAUUAUUAUUUUAAAUUUUUAAAAAUUUUUGGGGGGUGAAAUUGGCAGAUGCCCUGAUAUCCUGAAAUUCCAAUGUCCAGGGUCGCUGCGGCUGCCGAGAACCCGGAGUUCCACAGUCCAGAGGUGACUGCCGCCUGGGGCCCUCUGUCCUUGGCACACUCCAGGGAUCCUGGGGAUGGGAGGGUUCCAGGCCUGUGCCGCCAGAACGGACCAUCUGUGAGCUGCCAGGAACACCUGUUCAGCCUUGUCCCUGUUUGCUUUCAUUUGUGUAGAAGAGAAGGGGGCUUGUCAGCUACGCAGCCUGAUGCUAUGGCUUUUUUUUUAUGUUUUGUUUUGUUUUUGUUUUGUAAAUUGUAUAAUUUUUAAAUAUCUGAGUUUUAAAAAAAAAGUACAAAAAAAAUCUUGUUAAGGCCUUAAGAAGGGGUUAGUGCAUCUUUCAGGGGUCACUCUGCCAUGGGGAUAAAAUAGCUGUUUCACAAACAGUUUUAUUUAAAAAAAAAAAAAUCAAAAAAACAAUAAACUUCAUUUUAACCUUG